This is a messenger RNA of Ixodes scapularis (black-legged tick), 1371 nucleotides long. RefSeq names its product Down syndrome cell adhesion molecule-like protein Dscam2. Gene Ontology annotation, molecular function: cell-cell adhesion mediator activity. Lineage: Eukaryota; Metazoa; Arthropoda; Arachnida; Ixodida; Ixodidae. The record is from RefSeq and is a predicted model, not a curated record. Gene Ontology annotation, cellular component: plasma membrane; axon. Gene Ontology annotation, biological process: axon guidance; homophilic cell-cell adhesion; dendrite self-avoidance. Bases 1 to 1371 code for a protein of 456 amino acids. The transcript has 7 exons.
AUGAAGUUAGCUCUGGUCCUUUCCCUCCUACAAUUUGGCGUCGUCAAGAGCGCUAAAGUGACUCCCAAGGUGCACCCGUUUUCAUUCCUGGGAACCGCAAAGCCGGGCAACAAUGCACGUACGACUUGCUUUUUGGUGGAAGGUGACACUCCUGUAACUUUUACUUGGCUCCGAAACGGCGUUGACGCGUCAACACUGAAGAAUGUUCACGUCCAGACCCAAACUGAUUUCUCCGUUCUGUCAAUCAAUCCUGUGGAUGCCAGCAGCUCGGGUAACUUCACGUGCAUUGCCAAAAACAGGGCCGGCUUCGACAGCUUCACGACAUACCUCGAUGUUGAAGCUUCACCAGAAUGGAAGCACGAACCACAAGACACUGGAGGAGCCCUCGGAACGGAGUUGACCUUACUCUGCUCUGCUGCUGGAUCGCCUCUUCCAAAGAUUCAGUGGUACAAACUGAAAACAAACAGUGAGCGCCAACUGAGCAAGAAGAUAGUUCGGCACCAGUCGGCAGCCCAUCCCAACGGCACCUUGGUGCUGUCGAAUCUCGACAUCAACGACAUGGGACAGUACAUGUGCGAGGCGGACAACGGCGUCGAGCCUUCCCUCAAGAAAACCAUCACAGUCAGAGUCAACGAAGUACCGGAAAUACGACCCUUUGCUUUCCCUCCAAACCUCCGUGUCGGCGAGAAAGCCCUCCUAACGUGUCACGUAACCUCGGGCAGUCAGCCGAUAACUUUCUCGUGGCUCAAGGACGGAAACACGAUGGCAGCAAACCAAGGAAUCCGUCUCAGAUCAGAGUCGGAGUAUUCGGUCAUGCUGAUGGAGUCCGUGCACCCGACUCACGUUGGUAAUUACACCUGCAUCGCCAAGAACAAGCAUGGCUUUGACAGCUUCACGGCAGUCCUCGAGGUUGAAUCGGCACCCACGUGGAAAGGAUUAGCGCGAGACAAGUCAGUCGACUGGAACAAGACGCUCCAACUGGACUGUCCUGCCGUCGGCUAUCCGCAGCCGAAAGUGAGCUUCAAGAAAAAAGCAGGCAAAAGUGAACAGGAAUGGGUAGACAUCACUGGACCUGGGCAUUAUACCAUUCACCGAAACGGAUCCCUCGUCAUUCAUCAAGUCGAGCUUGCCGACGCCGGCAGCUACUUGUGCGAAGCCCACAAUGGCGUACUACCAAAUGCCCGCCACGUUGUGAGGAUCACAGUCAACGGUGAGCGAAUAUCACAACACUGUCGGUUAUUUAGAUAUCCAGAAAUAUUGACAAGACAAAAUAAAACACGCUUUAUUCCGGAAACCUCAGCAACAGACCCUUGUUCCUGGUACAGGUCUUCAGAUAGCAAACCAACAUUUUAUUGUAUCACAAUUUUCUGA